AUGGCAGGAACACUCGCUAAGAAGGAAUUUGGCAUUUCCGGUAGAGAAAUGGACCAACAAAGCGUUGACAAUGGAGCGCUUGAGCAACUCCAAUCCUCAUCACCCCAUUUCUCCUCUGCUGCAGAGAGAAGACUUGUGCGUAAGAUUGACUUCACAAUUCUCCCGAUCAUGCUCGUGGCCUAUAUGAUGGCCUUCUUGGAUAAACAGACGCUAAGCCAUGCUGCGCUCAUGGGGGUUCGAAAGGAUCUUCACUUGAUUGGAAAUCAGUAUAGCUGGACAUCUGGAAUCUUCUAUUUCGGAUAUCUGUUUUUCUCAUAUCCGGCCUCAUUGCUCAUGAUCAAGUUUCCUCUGGGAAAAUUUUUGGCCGUCAACUUUAUCUUAUGGGCCAUAGUUCUUGCUUGUCAUGCGACUACGAAGAACUUUGCCACUAUGAUGGUAGCUCGGUUUUUGCUUGGAUGUACUGAAGCAAGCUUAUCGCCAGGGUUCACUCUAAUCACCUCUCUCUGGUAUCGCACAUCUGAACAGCCCCUUCGUGCCGGUAUCUGGUUCUGUGGAAACUCGCUUUCUCUUAUUUUCGGGAACCUCAUCGCAGUCGGUAUUUUGCAAAUUAAGAAUAGCCUCAAGGCAUGGCAAUGGCUUUUUAUCAUCUUUGGGCUCGCUACUUUUCUGUGGGGCACGCUGAUGCUUUUCCGACUUCCGGAUUCACCUACAGAUGCUAAAUUCCUAACGGAAGAAGAGAGGGUGAUAGCGAUUGAGCGGAUGAAAGCAAACCAAACCGGGUAUAAAAACUCACAAAUUGAUCGCCGUCAGAUUGUUGAAGCUUUCACAGACAUUAAGACCUGGCUCCUUGCAGCCUUGAUUCUUGCUUGCAAUAUUCCCAAUGGCGGGUUCACAACUUUCAGCGGAUUGGUCUUGCAAGGGUUUGGCUUCGACACUUUCCAUACACUGCUACUCGGACUUCCUGGGGGUUUUAUUGUGUUUGUAUUCGUGUUGCUGGGGGGCAUUGUUUCCUCAAGAGUACCCAACAGUCGAUGCCUAGUCAUGGUUGGCAUGAUAAUGAUCAGUAUCCUUGGAAGCGCAUUGGUCUAUGCUGGGACUUCUACUGCCACACGCUAUGCUGGUCUUCUUCUGAUGGGCGUUUACUCCGCUAGUAUGCCUGUAUCAUUGGCAAUGAUCAGUUCUAACGUGGGUGGCUUCACGAAAAAAACAACCGUCAGCGCUAUCUACUUCAUCAUGUAUUGCACUGGCAAUAUCGUCGGACCGCAGCUCUUUUUCGCACGUGAGGCCCCAAAAUACCAGAGCGGGUUCAUGGCUAUAAUCAUCUGCCUCGUCAUCUGCGUCAUCGUUGGACUUGCCUUGCUGUUUUAUCUGCGAUGGGAGAACGGUCGGCGAGAUAAGAAGAGCGUGGGUGCCGUGGCUACCGGUAACGAGGAGAAGUACGGCGGAGCAACUCAGAGGGAGUUGAUGGAUACCACAGAUUUGAAGAAUGUGGAGUUCCGCUAUGUGUACUAG
Penicillium subrubescens is the source of this 1512-nucleotide messenger RNA. RefSeq lists its product as uncharacterized. The transcript has 8 exons. Gene Ontology annotation, biological process: dipeptide transport; allantoate transport; transmembrane transport. The record is from RefSeq and is a predicted model, not a curated record. Gene Ontology annotation, cellular component: plasma membrane. NCBI's taxonomy places the organism in Eukaryota, Fungi, Ascomycota, Eurotiomycetes, Eurotiales, Aspergillaceae. Bases 1 to 1512 code for a protein of 503 amino acids. Gene Ontology annotation, molecular function: allantoate transmembrane transporter activity; dipeptide transmembrane transporter activity.